Maudiozyma saulgeensis is the source of this 984-nucleotide messenger RNA. The record is from the annotation of a GenBank genome assembly. NCBI's taxonomy places the organism in Eukaryota, Fungi, Ascomycota, Saccharomycetes, Saccharomycetales, Saccharomycetaceae.
AUGCUACAUCCUCAAUCAACAGAAAUUUCAUUCAAGUUAAACAAUGGUGUUAGUGUACCAGCUUUAGGGUUAGGUACUGCGUCUCCUGCCGAUAGAUAUUCCGAAACAAAGGAAGCUGUCAAAGCUGCUAUCAAAGCUGGUUAUAGACAUAUUGAUACAGCUUGGUGCUAUGGAACUGAGCCAUAUAUUGGCGAAGCCCUUAAGGAAUUAUUCCAAGAAGGAGAAAUAAAGAGAAGUGAUGUCUUCAUUACUACUAAAGUUUGGCCUGUUUAUUGGGAUAAAGUGAGUGAAUCCCUGGAUGAAUCUCUUGAAAGAUUAGGUAUUGAUUAUGUUGAUAUGUUUUUACAUCAUUGGCCACUCUGUUAUCCUAAAGUUGAGGAUCUAGUCAAUGGUAUUAGUGAUUUAUCUAGAAAUCCAGUGGAUUCUAUGAAUAACCCAAUUUAUGAUCCAAAGGGUGAUUGGUUACAAACUUAUAAAGAUAUGGAAAAGAUCUAUUUAGACCCAUCCGAUCAUAGAGUUAGAUCAAUUGGUGUCUCUAAUUAUCCAGUUGAAUACCUUCAAAAGGUUUUGAAUCAGUGUAGUGUUAAACCAGUUGUUAAUCAAAUAGAGAUGCAUCCCCGUUUACCUCAAUUAGAAUUGAACAAAUUUUGUCAUGAUCAUGAUAUUUUGCUAACUGCUUAUUCACCAUUAGGUUCUAAUGGUGCUCCAAACAUUAAGAUUCCAUUAGUUCAAGAAUUAUCUAAGAAAUAUGGCGCCUCUGCUAAUGAUAUUUUGAUAUCUUACCAUAUUAGAAAAGGUAACCUCGUUAUUCCAAGAUCUUUAAACGCUCAAAGGUUAGCUACUAACGUUGGAUUUGUUUUCUUAAGUGAAAGUGAUAUCCAUGAUUUGGAUAAUGUUGGUAAAACUUCUCCUUACAGAUACAUCGAUGAAGACUUUGCUGCUGUUGUCCCCGGAUUUACUGGAAGAGAUAAGGUUGUUGGUUAG